Molecule: messenger RNA, 2389 nt
Organism: Ctenopharyngodon idella (grass carp)
Lineage: Eukaryota; Metazoa; Chordata; Actinopteri; Cypriniformes; Xenocyprididae
Exons: 11
Coding region: 326-1930 (534 amino acids)
Molecular function (GO): DNA binding
Source: RefSeq, a predicted model, not a curated record
UUUAAAUGCACAGUGAAUUCGUCUCUGAAAACGUCAGGGCACCAAAGCGCCGCCCAUAGCCAUCACACCCGCUACUUCUAGCUGUUUCUCAGGAGGGGCGUAGGGAACGCUUUGUAAAGUGAACGCCACGCUGCGUUCAGACAUGCGCAGAGAGGAAUGACAUUGCAGAACGGGCGUGGUUUGAAUGUAAUCUAAAAUCCCGUACGAUAACAACAGCCUAACCUAAGUAAACCGUUACAAUAUCAACAAACUCUUAAGUAAUAGGUGAUAAAUUACAAUAAACCUGUACGAUAAAUACUACGCGAGUGACAACGGCGGACCGAGCAUGUCUGUACACGUUAACAGGUGGAGAAGUGUUUUAUGCGGUUUGAAGGCUGAGACGGAAGAGGACAGUCUAGAGUGCGUGGACAAUGACGGCACAGCAGUGAUGAGAUCCAGAGGCCCCAGUCCUCUCAGUGACAGUAUGAUGUCCGAGGCAGAUGAAGAAGUUCUCAUUAAUGAAAUCACACAUGAAACACCAUGUGAUUCACAUGAGGCAGAGAGUGUCAUUUCAACUGAGAUAUAUGGAGCUGAUUUGCAAAGAACUCUGGGAGAGAUUCUUGCAUACUGUCAGGUUACAUAUGGAGCCAUUCUGAAACUCGAUGAGAAGUUUGAGAUGCUCCAGGCGAAAGUAGCAAGCAUCCAGAAUCCAGCUGUCCUCUCUCAGAGGACACAUUUGUCAUCCGGCUACAGAGACAGCUGCCAGGCCAAGUCUGAAGCCAUGAUCAAUUCUGAAGCGUCGAUGCCCCGUCUCAUUCAUAUUUCCUCUACAUCUCCCAUUCCAUCUGCGGAAUGUUGGAAACCUCCUGCCCUCUCUCCCUGCCCAGAGGUGCCCAGCCCUCCACGACUUUUUAUCCAGAACCAGGCCAGGGCCACAGCACCAACUCACACAACACAAGAACCUCUCAGCAUGAAUAAAAUGAGUCAAAUGCAGCAACAUCUGGAGCGAGUGAAGAGUUCAGCUGGAAUCAGCUCAGAGAGAAGUGACCCAGCCUCAACUACAGACCUUUCUAAGACGAGUUGUCUGGGUAGCUCUGAUAGGAAGGUGUUCUUGUCAAACUUUAUCCUACAGAGGGCUGGUAAAAUGGCUCGACCUGGUGCAGCGGUGCGAUACCUCACACGAAACAUUUUUUCAGCAGAGGAACUUUCUCAAAGCAGCACUACUGGAAACCCAACCAGACGCCUAAAGAGACUCGACCCAAACAAGAUCAAUGCCAUCAGAGAGUGGGCAGUAAAGAGAUACCCAAAAUUUGAUCUUCGAGAGAAAGGCAAAGACUGGAAGAUUUGUCUGUCUGUAAUUAACUCAAUGGCCCGCUACUGUCGGUUCAUGGACAAGACACGAAAGCUAAAGAUUGAAGAAAGUGUAAAACCUGAGAACCGAACAUCAGUGACAUCAGAAUCUGCACCUACAGCAGUUAUGUGUGAAGCGGCUGCAGAGAUUGAUGUUGAACUGUCUGACAGCGACACUGAGCAGAAACAGCAGGAAGUGCUGAUGAGCCACAUCACAGAAGAAUAUGACAUGCCUUCUGACUGGGAAUCUAACAGCGUGUAUCUCGGCCCCCCUCAUCGGGAUGUGAAGGUUCCUGGGUUUGCCUUGUCUGCAGCACAUCUGCGAACACGUCCUGAGCUUAUCGCGCGAUAUCUCAUUAAAUUCAUCUUCCCAGAGGAUGUGCUGGUACGCAGUAAUGUUUAUGGUGGGGUGCGGCGUGGCAUUCAGGCUCUUGACCACAACAAGAUCUCUGCACUGCGAGAGCACCUCUUUGAGCGUUUUCCCUGGAUGAAGCUGGAGGAAGAUGGAAGCGACUGGAAGGUUUGCGUAGGCGCUAUAAACAGCACCAUCCGCAAGUUUCGAUAUGAACGCAAGAUGGGCAUAAAGAGAGGGAUACGCUAGUGCUGGGCAUCCACCGAUAAAAAAACUGCUCAAUCACAUUGAGACAAGUGACUUGUGUCAAGACAUGCUAGUAGCUGUUACUGGUGGUUUUUCUAGAAUGUGUGACUAGUAUUUAAUUUAAUUUGUGAUUUUUACUGGUUAUUACUUUAAUAAUACAAUUUUCAACAGGAAAUCUGCAAAAAAAAAAAAAAAACUUUAUUUGGUAGUAUAAAAAAAAAAAUAUACAGGUGUAUGAACAAAAAAAAAAAAAAAAAAGUUAAUAUAUGGAUUUAUUAGGAACAAAAGAAAUAUUAAUAUAUUAUGUACCCAAAACUUUUCUUGCCACUGAAACAUAGCAGUUAUAUAAAAGAGGGGAAAAAACAGCUGUUGCACUUCAGUUCUGAACAAUGUAUCUGGAGUUCAGGUGAUUCAUUGAAAUGAAGUAUGUGUGUGUCUGGAUUAAAAACAAAACAAAACAGA